This is a messenger RNA of Microplitis mediator, 1187 nucleotides long. RefSeq names its product TRAF3-interacting protein 1-like. Gene Ontology annotation, molecular function: DNA binding. Lineage: Eukaryota; Metazoa; Arthropoda; Insecta; Hymenoptera; Braconidae. The transcript is spliced from 6 exons. Bases 1 to 1182 code for a protein of 393 amino acids. The record is from RefSeq and is a predicted model, not a curated record.
AUGCCUCGGCAAAUGUAUGCAUUGGUUAAGUGGGUUGAUUCUGGAGACAGUAAGAACAAGUACACUCCAGACAUACCAAUCGAAUGGAUCAAGGGUUUUGAACCGGAUAAAUUUAAUCCAAAAAAAAUUAAUUUAGAAGAUUCAUAUGUCAUCGAAUGGAGAGAUUCAAAACAUGAACCACGGGAAGGAUGGAAAAGUUACGAUGGACUUGUCAUUGACAUAUCGUCUCGAAAGUCAACUUUAGAAAAAAAAUUGGAUGACAUAGCUGGGCAAUUAUCACCAAGGCGAGUAACUAGUGAUAAGGCAAGAUCUCCAAGCCGAGAGCGCGACAGCCAUAGAAGUGAUCGUCAUAAAAAUAAGCGACAUGAAAGGGAAAAGGAAGCAGUAGAAAAUGAUCGUAAAAAAGCCAAAAAUGAUGACCGCGAUCGUGACAGAAUUGUACAAUCAGUUGGUAGCAAUUCAAAAGUAUCCACACCGCAACUUCAACCCUAUAUCAGAAAUCUAGACUUGUCAAAAUCGUAUGACAGCGAAGCAAGUUCUAGUAGAUUGGCUAAUGGAGCUCAAUCAAGUUCAUUCACUGGUUCAAUACAGCCAUUAUUAAAUAAUCGAUCAAGUGGGCUACAUAAUGGAUCAAACCAAGAACUCUUAAAUGUGAUUGAAGAACUGAAAGAAAAAGUCAACAAAAUUGAAAAAUUAUAUGAUACAGCUAUCAAACAGCCUUCGAGACCAACUACGAAUACGAAAUCCUUAUUACGCAACGGUGAACCUGUCGAAAGUGGAGAACUUAAUUACGCCAGACCAUUGUCAAUGGACUUGAUUGAGAUUGGGCACCAAGGAAGCGGAGUAACCAUUUCAACAGAUGCUUGGGACACAGCUAAAAGCAAGACGACAUUUACAGCAAUGGGCAUAACGUUAUUGAUGGCAAUAUUUGAUACUGAGAUUUUAUUAACGAGUAAUGUGAAAGGAGGAAAAAGUAAAAUAAAAUCAGACUCAACCCGAAUGGAAGCGCUUGAUGCAACAAGAUUAAAUGCAUUAAAACAUACUGUAAGAAGAAUGUUUGCUAAAUCUUACAACGACAGGAGAAUGAAUGAGGCUAUAAAUACCAAACUAUCGACACUGAGAAGGAUAUACAGACAAAAACAUGCAAAAGCUCAAGAAAGAAUUUAUUCUGAUGACGAUUAGAAUUG